CUUAAAAAAAAAAAAACCCUCUGACACAUCUCUGCAUCUACAGCCGUCCAAUUUCGACCUUUUUUGCCAUUCAACCUUCCGUACUCAGCGUGGACCGACCGCUGAACGAUGCCCGAGGAGAGAGAGAAGAAGUAACAGCACUUUCUUCUUCUAUCACCUUCCGUAUAAAAGAGCCUUUCACUCAAAGGAAUCAAAAAAACAUUUUCACAAAUUAUUUGUCCUCUCAGAUUCUCUCAUUUUCUAAGUUUUUGAGCAUCGAAAGAAACAUGGCAAACUAUGGUGGAGAACCAACAAGCAGGAGGAGCGCUGGAUUCCCUCACGUUGUCCUCAAUGAAAGAAUCCUUUCUUCGAUGACUCGAAGAUCCGUUGCUGCUCAUCCUUGGCAUGACUUGGAGAUCGGACCUGGUGCUCCAACAGUUUUUAACUGUGUUGUUGAAAUUGGCAAAGGUAGCAAGGUUAAGUACGAGCUCGACAAGCCCACUGGUCUUAUAAAAGUUGAUCGUAUUCUGUACUCAUCGGUUGUUUACCCGCACAACUAUGGUUUCAUACCAAGGACUAUAUGCGAAGAUAGUGAUCCUAUGGAUGUCCUGAUACUGAUGCAGGAGCCUGUGUUACCUGGUUCUUUUCUUCGUGCUCGUGCUAUUGGGUUAAUGCCCAUGAUUGAUCAGGGUGAGAAGGAUGACAAGAUUAUUGCUGUAUGUGCUGAUGAUCCUGAGUUCCGUCAUUACACAGACAUCAAACAGCUUCCUCCUCAUCGCCUGGCUGAAAUCCGCCGCUUCUUUGAGGACUACAAAAAGAAUGAGAACAAGAAGGUUGAUGUAGAAGACUUUUUGCCAGCUGAGACUGCCAUUGAAGCCAUCAAGUAUUCCAUGGAUCUAUACGCGUCUUACAUUGUUGAAAGCUUGAGGAAGUGACUGCCUUUGCGACUGUUUGGAGAAAAUUGCUGUAAAAUUUUACUGAUUGGGUAUAAUAUUAGUGCGGCUAGACUUCUAGUUGCAUGCCUCUCUUGGUGAAACUUGCCAAAUUCUCAUGCUUUGAUAGUGCUUUACGUUGCACUUCUUAUGCGAUGAACUUUUCAAUAGUAUGUAAUCCCAUUAUCUACGACUCACGGAAAGGAAAGAUUCCACUUUCAGGUUGUGUUUCCGCUUGAUUUUCUUUAUCUGAUUGAUGUAUGGGUGAAUUGGGGCUGAUUCUUUAUGUGUUAGACAAAGAUAAGAUGCAAGAUAGAUAAAUCAUGGAAGGGGAAAAUAUAAGCAAUGGUGUUUGGAUGAGUUUCUUUUAA
Messenger RNA from Durio zibethinus, 1282 nucleotides. RefSeq names its product soluble inorganic pyrophosphatase PPA1-like. Lineage: Eukaryota; Viridiplantae; Streptophyta; Magnoliopsida; Malvales; Malvaceae. Gene Ontology annotation, biological process: phosphate-containing compound metabolic process. Gene Ontology annotation, molecular function: magnesium ion binding; inorganic diphosphate phosphatase activity. The record is from RefSeq and is a predicted model, not a curated record. Gene Ontology annotation, cellular component: cytoplasm.